Molecule: messenger RNA, 887 nt
Organism: Drosophila albomicans
Lineage: Eukaryota; Metazoa; Arthropoda; Insecta; Diptera; Drosophilidae
Product: protein lifeguard 1
Exons: 3
Coding region: 89-799 (236 amino acids)
Cellular component (GO): membrane
Source: RefSeq, a predicted model, not a curated record
UUGCCUCAGUUUUACUUGCCUCAUUUUCUCAGUUAGACUGUCAAAUUUUAUACAAAUAUAACUAAAAUUUUAAAUAUAAAGACGAGCCAUGCAGUUUGGCCAAAAUCUACGCUCACGUGUCGAAGAUAAUCCCAACUUUGAAGAUGACAGUUCUAGACGUGCAUUCAUUUCGAAAGUGUGCUGCAUAUUGGCUUUUCAACUGGCGAUCACUGCGGGUAUUACGUGCAUCUUUGUCUUUGUGGAGAGUGCCAAUCUAUGGUUGCGAGAGCACAUCUGGAUUACGUUUAUUGCCAUCGGGAUAUUCAUGAUUCUUUCCAUGGUGCUGAUGUGUUACAUUCAAGUGGCGCGCAAAGUGCCCAUCAAUUACAUACUGUUGAUACUCUGCACUGUGAGCAUGUCGAUUAUGGUUAGCGCUAGCUGCCUCUGGCAUGAACCAAUGCAGAUUCUCACAGCAGUGGGCAUUACAGCUGCCGUCUGCAUAGCCCUUGCAUUGUUCGCCGCUUUUGCUCCUUGGGAUUUCACGGGUUGUGGUCCAUUUUUAUGUAUACUGAUGCUCGUCCUCGUCCUGCUGGGCAUUGUCAAUAUUUUCGUACAUUCUCGCACCUUGCUUUGGAUCAUCGUUUGUGUUGGCAUCCUCUUAUUCUCCAUGUAUCUGGUCUACGAUGUCCAGAUGAUGGUCGGCGGGCACAAGAACCAAUAUAGCGAGGAAGAUUACAUAGUCGCUGCCUUGUGCAUUUACAUCGAUGUCGUGCAGAUGUUCCUAUACAUUCUAAUGUUGCUAGGUCUACUUGAAGAAUAAGUUAUAGAAAUGUUUUUAAUAAGUAUUCUUAAAUGAAUAUAGUAUUUAGUAGUAAAAAAUAAAAUCAGAAGUGAGAAAUUGGUAUAGG